AUGUGGUGGGAGUCCCCACUAACGCACGGGCCAGCCGAUGCUGCGGCUUUGUUGACCGGCGUCGAUCCGGAGACGCUUGUUCACGGCACAUGUGGACCAACACGGAGGGGGCCACCAAUCCAUGAACCCCAACCCAAUCGCAAAAUGGCACCCAUUUCCAUCCCCACCACCGCGCGACUGCCCUCCUCCUUACGCGUCGACCCCUCCAACCCAGCCGUCUUCAAGAUCCUCAAUCGGCUGUCGCGCGCUUCACUCCUCACGCUCGCACUCGACUGGCUUGACGAGCGCAACCUCGCCCUAGCGGCUCCCUACCUCCGCCAACCCUCCUCCUCCGAAUACGAUGACGACGAUAACGAUGACGAAGACGAAUAUGCCGACGACUUCCACCCGCCCGCGCGCUCGCUCGAAGCGUUGCAGGAGCUUUACACAAGUUUACAAUCGCGCAAGGGAUCCAAGAGGGAGGUGAUUGACAGGAUUAUUGAGGGGGACUGGCGCCAUGGUCUGACGCUGUAUCAGCUUGCUAUGGCAGAUAUUCAGUACCUUUAUGAUCACCCGACGUCGCAGAAGUGGGCGGCAUAUCGGAUCAUGCCCUUGAAACCAUUAUCCACGAACGAAGAGGAGGAGAAUCAACAGCCGGAAGUCGAUAAAGAAUCGCUCGUUAUCCCGCGGUUUCACCCUUCUACGUUUCUCAAGAACCUCCAAGCCCAAGUACCGCCGGACGUCAAGGCGCAUUACAACUUUGACCGCCACCGGACUUUACCUCUAUCGAUCCUGCGUAUUUUCAUACUCGACUCCCCUUACAACACCAGCCUCGGUCUCCAGUCCGGCUCCUCCAAAACCAGCCGCAAAGCAGCAACAACCACCUUUGACACCUCCCGCACCGUCUACAUUGCCUUUCCCGACGCCUCUCCCUACAUCUACAUCUCCAAACCUCAACUCCUCUCCGGCUUCGCCCCUGCCGCCGGCCCUUCCUCGGCAGCCACGAAGACCACAGGGAUCAACACCACAGCCGGCGAAGCCAAAUCCCUCCAGCACUUGCUGCUGGUCGGCAUCCCCGCCGCUUUAUCCCGUCCCCGCCAGCGCUUCUGCUUGAAGCCAACCAGCUUAGCGACGCGCAACCUGAAUGAACUCUUGGACCGCCGCGGCGGCGCAAAUACCAGGCAAGGAGCAGCGGGUGGGGGUUGGAGUAUCUACGCUGAUGAGAUGCGCGACAAGGGAAAGGGGAAAAGAGGCAACAGGGAGACGCCGCUUGAUACGGUGCUGCCUUCGCCUCCGCUUUCUGAAGAGGAGGAGGGGGAGGGUGACAAGGAGGAACAAAACGGAGCUGCUGGGAGAAAGAAGAAGAGGUUGGAGCCGCCAUUGUUGUCGCCUGGUGCAAAGAGGGAAGAGAGAGAACAGAAGAGGAGAAAACUUGUGGCUAAAGCGAGGUUUGCCGAGACUGCACGGGUGGGAGACGGGAAAGGUGUGGAGAGGGUGGAUAUUAUUCUCGAAGACGAGUUUCCUUCUUCUUCCAUCCAUUCUUCUUCCUCUACUUCCUCUUCUUCGUCUUCGUCUUCGUCACGAGAUAGAGAAAGAGACAGAGAUAGAGACAGGGACAGGGACAGAGAAAAAGAAAGAGGAAGAGAAAAAGAACGAGACAGAGAACGAGACAAAGAAAGAGACAAAGAUACCCCCGGUGAUAGGAGGUCUGGGUCCAGUAGCUCCAAUGGCACGGCAGCAGAAGCGACAGGGAAAGAAAAAGAUGAAUGGCACCCAAACGUCAAACUAACCUUCCACGGCUCGCACGUUUUUGCGGGCAUCAGGCAGCUAGUAGAGGCUGGGAUUGUCGAUGGAGAGAGAAUGCCGGGGUGGUUGACCGGCGAAGAGGGCGUUACUGUCGGGAAGGUUAGGGAGGGGAGGAUUAGGGGGAAUAAAGGAAGUGGUCUUUGA
Messenger RNA from Neurospora hispaniola, 1929 nucleotides. Its product is annotated as centromere protein Chl4/mis15/CENP-N. Lineage: Eukaryota; Fungi; Ascomycota; Sordariomycetes; Sordariales; Sordariaceae. The transcript is spliced from 3 exons. The record is from RefSeq and is a predicted model, not a curated record. Bases 1 to 1929 code for a protein of 642 amino acids. Gene Ontology annotation, biological process: CENP-A containing chromatin assembly; chromosome segregation.